AUGCCGGCCGAUCCACCGAACUACCGCGCAGCGGUCAACGGACCGGAAGCCGUUGGAUGGAUGAAAAGCAUGGGGGAGGAGAAUCGCUCAUUACUAGACCACGACGUUUAUGAGUGGGUCGAUCCCUCGCGCGAUGCUUCAAUCAUCCCGUCAAAAUACAUCUACAAGUGGAAGUACAACGAGGCCGGCAUCGCUGUGCGACUGUACUCGAGAAUCGUAGCGCAAGGAUUUCACGGAGCUGAGACCGGAACCGACAAUGCUGCACCGGUAGCGUCUCUCCAAGCCGUCCAUCUGAUAGUUGCGCAUGCUGCCAAGGAUAGACUUGUUCUUCGCCAAGCCGACAUCAGGACGGCGUUCCUCCACGCGAGGAUGGAACCGGGAUCGAAACCAGUAUCAGCUUNGGCGUUCCUCCACGCGAGGAUGGAACCGGGAUCGAAACCAGUGUACGUCACUCCCCCGGAAGGAUUCUCGUGCGACAACGAGAGAGCCAGACAAGUCUGGAAGCUCAGAGCGUGGCUUUACGGGUUGUGUUAUUCCCCAACAGGCUGGUGGGGCACUCUGCACGAUUUUCUCCUGAGGAUCGGAUUUGCUGAGAGCACCGCUGAACCGUGCUUGUACAUCCUGGACGACGGAGAUGUGCUCCUUCUCGUUUAUGUGGAUGACAUUCUGCUGACCAGCGAGGGCGAGAACAAAGUGCUGAGCAUGGUAGAUCAGCUUAAUGAGCGUUUCGAAACGGUGGACCUGGGAGGAGCCAGGUUCCUGCUCGGUAUGGGAAUCAACCGAGACAGAGCCGCAGGGACAAUUCUUUUGGAACAGGAAGAGUAUACCAUCGCAGUGAUGGACAAGUUCGGCAUGGCCGACGCGCGUCCGACGACAUCUUUGUCUGAGGCUGGACCGGUGCUCGCUUUUAUAUCUCAUCAGGUGCACAAGGCCCGACAUUACCACUCCGUGAUGGUUCUGACGCGGAGUAUGGCGAAACCAGGUCCGAGGGCGAUGCAGAAACUCAAACGCGUACUCAGGUACCUGAAAGGGACGAUAUCAAUCGGUGUACGCUACGGCAAGGAUGCCGAAGAUGGAAACGUCAUUGCUACGUUUGUCGACUCAUAUUUUGCAGGCGACCUAGACAAGGGCUACUCCACCACGGGAGUCGUCCUGUAUUUCGCUGGUGGACCGGUGGAAUGGACUUCAUCCAAGCAAACGGUGGUGGCGACCUCUUCCGUUGAAGCAGAGUUCGUGGCUUUGUCGAAAGGUGCAACAUCAUCAAGUACUUCCGCCACCUGCUGGACACCAUAA
Ectocarpus sp. CCAP 1310/34 is the source of this 1293-nucleotide messenger RNA. NCBI's taxonomy places the organism in Eukaryota, Phaeophyceae, Ectocarpales, Ectocarpaceae. The record is from the annotation of a GenBank genome assembly.